CUAGAACAAGGUGCUGUCGUAUACUCGAUAUUUCUAUAGUAAACGAGCCGUAGAAAGCAAGUCACUCUCCCAGCCAUGAGUUUUAUGAAUUCCAUGAAUUGUAUAGAGAAUGCUGCUCCAAGCAGAGUACGACAUUCAUCAUGAUCCUCUCAGAUCAACAGCUCAACACCCUCGCCGUGGUUGGCCGUGCCUCCUCGGCACUGUCAAUCCUCGGCGUCGCAACAAUUAUCAUCACGUUCAGUUUUUCGAAGAACUUCCGCAACCCCAUGCACCGAUUGAUUUUCAUCAAUGCCUUUUAUAAUUUGUUCGAUUUCAUCGCCACUAUGAUCUCGGUAAGCGGGCCAAAUGCUGGGGAUGAGUCUGCCUUGUGCCGUUUUCAGGCCUUUUCACUACAGAUGUUUCCAUUAGCAGAUGUGUUUUGGACCCUUGCAAUGGCUUACGACGUCUUUCUUAUUGUUUUCUACCAUUAUGAUGCUGAAGACCUGCGAAGACUUGAAUUUAAAUUCAUUACGAUCAUCACAGCCCUAGUCUUCAUUCCUGCAUUGAUCUUCCUCUUCAUCCGUACACCGGCAAAAGGCCCUAUGUAUGGAAGUGAAACAAUUUGGUGCUCCAUAUCUCCUCAAUGGGUGGUUUUCCGGAUUCUUUUCUACUAUGGACCAGUCUGGCUACUGAUCGCAUUUGCAAUGAUCCUCUACUGUCUCGUCGGCAUUCGAGUCUUCAAGCUACGACAGAAUCUCAACAUUGGACGAGCGGACCACAUCCAACUAUCAUCCAAAACCUCCAUCGAGAACCACUCAAACACGAAAACAUCUAGCACCCUCCAAGACGAUGAGAUAAGCAUCCAUACUACCUCCGAGCACACUAUUGAAUCCCCAAAGUCUCCUAUCACGCCUCCUCCCACCUCCCGGAUACAUCCCCGACCCAAUCAUCACCAGUCAGGAGUCUCGUUUCGGCACUAUGUGUUGAUGCCGUUGAUAUUCUUCCUUGUUAUGCUAUCAACUUGGGUGGCGCCUACAAUAAACCGGGUUCAGGCGUUUAUUCGUCAUGAUCAAACAUCAUAUCCACUCCUUGUGGCAGUGGUUGCGACGGGGUCGCUAAGGGGGUUUUGGAAUGGGAUUAUUUUUAUUACUAUUGGAAUGAAAGGACGUAGACGGAGUGGGAGGCUAGCUAAUCAUAUUACUUCAAUCACUUGA
Molecule: messenger RNA, 1193 nt
Organism: Talaromyces proteolyticus
Lineage: Eukaryota; Fungi; Ascomycota; Eurotiomycetes; Eurotiales; Trichocomaceae
Exons: 4
Coding region: 141-1193 (350 amino acids)
Biological process (GO): adenylate cyclase-activating G protein-coupled receptor signaling pathway; cell surface receptor signaling pathway
Cellular component (GO): plasma membrane
Molecular function (GO): G protein-coupled receptor activity
Source: RefSeq, a predicted model, not a curated record